This is a messenger RNA of Leguminivora glycinivorella, 1643 nucleotides long. RefSeq names its product lipase 1-like. The coding region runs from base 67 to 1290 and encodes 407 amino acids. The transcript has a single exon. Lineage: Eukaryota; Metazoa; Arthropoda; Insecta; Lepidoptera; Tortricidae. Gene Ontology annotation, biological process: lipid metabolic process. Gene Ontology annotation, molecular function: hydrolase activity, acting on ester bonds. The record is from RefSeq and is a predicted model, not a curated record.
UUCAUUUAUUUUUUAUCACAUUACUAGUUUGCUUGGUUGUGUCAUUUGAUAGUGUCAGUAAGCAAAAUGGCUUGGACCGCGUUCAACGGUUUUAUGCUUUUCAUAUUCAUAGUACAGUCGCAAGCACAAUCGAACCUUUUACGUUCGCUGGCAAACAUAACCUUCCCCGCUACCAAUGCUAAGGACUUCAUCUUCAUCCCUUCCAAAUAUGGAUAUAAAGCAGAGAAACACGAAGUUACGACCGACGACGGAUACAUACUCACGGUGCACAGAAUACCAUCUAAACGCAAAUGCACUAGGACAGCCCCAAUACUGUUAAUGCACGGCCUUCUCCUAUCGUCCGAGUGUUUCGUCGUCUCAGGACCGAACGCUACCGCGUUCGUACUAGCUCGAAAUUGCUACGACGUAUGGGUCGGCAACGUACGCGGCAACCACAACUCCCGGAGACAUGUCACUUUACACCCCGACAGAGACUUGAAGUUCUGGAAGUUUUCCGUCGACGAAAUGGGUUAUCACGACAUUCCGGCCAUGGUUGACUACGUUCUAAAUGCUACGGAUUCUAAAAAGUUGAUUUACAUAGGUUAUUCGCAAGGAAGCGCCACUUUCUUCAUCAUGAACUCGGAGAAACCGGAAUAUGCAAAGAAAAUUAGUCUCUACAUCGGCUUGGCACCGUCUACGACACAAUAUCAUACGAAAUCAGAACUUUACAGAACCGCAGCGGUGUCUAUAAAUUAUUUACAAAAUGCUUUAGAGUCUGCGGGCAUAUGGGAAAUUUUCUCUCGGGGCCAUCCUUCUCAAAUCACCUUAAACACGUUAUGCCAAAUGAAGAUGCUUACAGAGCUAGUUUGCGAUGUUGGAUUAUCCAUACUUGAUUCGCCUCAUGCAGACUCCAUAACCCCAGAAAUUUUAACGCUAAUAUUUGAGUACGAGCCAUCUGGUACGUCUAUUCACAACCUGGCUAGGUAUGGUCAAGCGAUGAAUGACAUUAAGUUUUCCAAAUUCGACUACGGAACUGCGAACAAUUUGAAGUUGUACGGGAGUCCUAUGCCUCCCGAAUAUAACUUGGGUAAGGUGACUAUGCCAGCCGUCUUAUUCUACGGCCAAUCGGACCAUCUUGUGGAUACGGAAGACAUGGAUUGGGUGGCGAGCCAGCUGCCGAACGUUCUGGAAUAUGUGACUAUGGAAGACCCGCUGUGGAACCAUUUCGAUAUGGCGUUCAGUCGAUAUUGGAAGGACACGAUUUUUGUUAAGAUGAAGAAGUACUUAAAUAAAUAUGGUAAUUGUUAUUGAGGAUACGGAACAACCUUGUGAUACUUGUCUGAUUUUACAAGAAAGCAGUUUUUACGAUAAUUAUAAUGGGCUUAAGAUGGUUACGAUCUUCCGAUCAAAUGAUUAUAAUCAAAUAAUAUAAAGUUUUUAUCUAUCUUCGAUACGAUAUGAGUGGUUAUAUUUUAUUAGUUGAAGACGUUGAAGUGUUUAAUUCGUAUAAAUGUGAGUAUGUUUAGUAAACGUGCCAUUUUGUCGGUUACCAUGAAGGCGAGAUUUACUUGUAUCUUUUUAUGAAUAAACUGAAAAAGCGGCUUUAUAGCAAUCAACAAAGUGGGACGUUUUCCCGUGCACACUCACAAAUAAAGUUAUUGCAG